Messenger RNA from Solenopsis invicta (red fire ant), 1910 nucleotides. RefSeq names its product isthmin-1. Lineage: Eukaryota; Metazoa; Arthropoda; Insecta; Hymenoptera; Formicidae. The record is from RefSeq and is a predicted model, not a curated record. The transcript has 4 exons. The coding region runs from base 505 to 1464 and encodes 319 amino acids.
AUGCGCUUAGGCGGUAAGGCGGUCUUUGAACGGUGUGCCCCGCGUGUGCGCCCACCUUUCCCCCCGUUCGGAAUCUUCCCGAACCCUCCGGCUCCUCGUUCUUUCGUUCUUUUGCCUAUCGUCCGUCUUACAUCACGCGUCAUCGGUCGGCCUCGCUUCCCCGCGGCGCGUUACCCACGUCGCGUCGACGGCUCUCAUUACCCGCCUCCGCACGCACGGAAUACAAUUGGGUAAACACAAAUCGGACGCCAAUUUAUUUUUCUUCGAGAAACGUCAGCGGACGAGCGACGACGAGAACAAAAAAAAAAAAAAAGAAAAAAAGAAAAGGGAACGCGGGAGACCACGUCACGGGAGAUCACGUCCUGAUGGCGACAAAGAUUUACUGCGUAUCCGGAUAUCGAUUGUGUGCGGCACGCUAGUUAUGUUCGAAACGUCGGGCAUUACAGCUGAUUGUGAGAAGUGGUACGCCGCCGUCCCGUCGAGAUCGGAGCCCGGAGCGACAAGAUGAGAGCAAAAGUGCCGCUCGUCAUUUGCAUCGCGGCACUUUUCGCGGCGAUUUUCGUGGCCACGCGCGGCGACGAUGAAGUUCAACAAGAUUCCGUGACGGCGCGGGAUGUCGAGAGUACGGCAGAUUGCACGAGAGUGUUGCACGAUAAAAUUUUGAUGACGCCUGUUUCAUCAAGUGAAGAGGACGAUUACAAAAGCAGGAGGAGUGCUUAUCCUCCGCCCAGGCGUAACAAUCGUCCGACACAUCGCUCUCGUUCGAGGUCGAAUGCGAAAUCGAGAAGCACAACGAAAGGCGACGCAUACCACGACUAUCUGGUUCAGGACAGUCGCGGAGGAUUGGAGUCGCUUCUGGUGAAAUUGAUCGAAGCGCUGGAGAACGAUUCCAGAACGGACGAUCCCGACAUAACGAACUCGAGUGUCAUCGACAAUGUGAGCAGCUUCGACGAUGUAGAUCGUUGUCAAAAAUGGCUGGACAACUGGGAGAAGAUCGAGAAAGCUUUUCCGGGAUCUGUCGCCAAUUUGCCAGCGUGUCCCUGCAUGUAUCCGAACGACAUCUUCUACAACAAUGAGAUUUGGGACGAGAAGCGGCAGAGGAACUUUCGGUGGCGCGACGUGAGUCACGAGAAGGACCGGCUCGCGAUUUACAAACCAGGCGCCGUUUACUGCGUGCAGACUCUACCGUCUCAGGAAAGCGAGAGCGCCAGCGUGCAACAUUGUUGCUAUGAUGAGAAAAGAAAACUACUGACUCGCGGUUCCGGUGCCGGCACACCGUAUAUCGUCAGCCCGGACAUUUCGGAGCUGCUGCACGACAAGAUCGAUUUGCUGCCUUGGCGGCUUUGCAAGGGCGACUUCACGAGGUACAACGAAGCGAGAAUACCAAAUAACGGUAAUAACUGCGAGACGAACCCGGAUAACGAAGAGUACCAAAGUCAAGUAGAAAAUGCGAAAAAUUAUUGAGAUACAAUAAUAUGGUUACAAAAAAGUACAAAAAAUACUUGCGUAAUUUCCACUUCAACUGUGUUCGCAAAAGAGAAUAGCCUAACAAAUUCAUAUUUAUUUCCUAUAUCUUUGUACGUUAAACAUUUUAGUUUUACAUCCAACGCAUGUUGAAAAGAUCAUUUAAGAAUACCGUGUGUUGUUGGCAAUGUAAAAGUUAUUUUUUUUUCAUUUGCGCACAUUUGUUUCCGUUUUACAUUAGCCUUCGCAACAUAUUUUUAUAUUUGUUUUACUAUGUUUUAUUGAUCGAUUUUAAUCACAUAUACUAAUUUAAUUGAAUGUAUAUGCAUUUAAAGAAGACUGUAGUCGAAACUAGCAUUGCAAUUUUUUUCUUGUACAUUAUAGUAUGUUUAUUGCAUAUUACAAAAUUCAUAUUUUUGUUCGUUUUCGGCCUUUGUAUUACUUUU